UCCUCCUUUGUCUCUUGAUUUUCUCUGAGAAUUAUUGAUGAAUGAAUAAAUUCGUCGGGCCAUCUGGAUUCAAAAUUCGGUUGUUUAAGCGGGAGUUAUCAAUUGGCACUCCUGGAGAUAGAAAGAGUGAGGGAAAUCCCAACUACUCACCUCGAAGAACGCGUGCAUGAAAAUUGCGUAGUGAGAAUAGAAAUUGCUAUACAUAAUCGAUAGACAGAUAAAUAUAAAAAAGUAAUGGUAGAUAUCAUCGAUAUAAAUAAUAUCCGAUAAAUAAUCAAUCAAGAAAUACAGAGACCAGACGCAUUUAUUCCACGGGAACCAGAAAUCCAAUCCAUAACCUUUUAUUGCGCUCUACAUCUGAAGAAGGACUGAAGAUGGAUUCAUUCCCUAACUCGAGUAUCUGUUCAAAGACCAUUGAACGGUGGUGUCAUUCAGAAAUUAAAAAAUCAGAAAUAAAUUUCUUAUGGGUUAUUGAUAAUUUCACUGGUAGAGUAAGGGACUUCGCUUCAACUAUUCCACAUGAUAACAACACAUACACCAUACACCUGAUUAGGAACAUGAACGAUACUAUACUCAAUUAUGAGAUCUAUUCAAUCAGGCUUCUUGCACAGAACAUACCCCACAGUUCAACUCUUGAAAUGAUUGUUACAAUCAUUGACCGCCAUGGUAAGAAAUUCGAAACUGUUUCUUUCGGCCCCAGCGAUAUAUCAAGAAAUAUUGAUAUUACAAAAAGAUUUAUCACGCUAAAAGACUUGAUAGAUAAUAGAGAGGAAUGGCUCCCAAAUGGUCGACUUACAUUAUGCCUAAAUCUGGUUGUACACGAAGAAUAUCAAAAUAUCGCAACAGAAAGAAGCAUCAGAAGCAUAUCAAUUCCUAAAAGCAAUAUUGCGCUUGUUUUGGAGAACGUCUUUGCCAAUAAAAGGCAUUGUGAUGUGAAAUUUAUCCUUGGACCAGAUGGCUGCGAGAUUUCAGCCCAUAAAGCUAUUUUGGCAGGUCGAAGUUCAGUUUUUCGAGCGACAUUUGAAGCACAGACGGAAGAGAGCCAAAAAAAUUGCGUAAACAUCCCUGAUUUCUCGCCAGAGGCAUUCACCGAGUUACUGAGGUUCAUUUACACUGAUCGAGUGCAGAAUUUGCACGACCUGGCGAAAGAUCUGCUAAUAAUGGCUAAUUACUACGACUUGGAGAGACUUAGAAUAAUGUGUGAAGAGUCUCUGCGUAAAAAUCUCACAGUUCAAAACGCACCUGAAAUUCUUCUCCUGGCCGAUUUGCAUAACGCAAAUCAGUUGAAGAGGCAUGCUCAGGGGUACAUCCAGAAAAAUGCUAAAUACGUCGUACAAUCAACAGAAUUUCAGGCCUUGCAAGAAACGCAUCCGAAGUAUUCAUUUGAGAUUCUGACAACGUUGGUGAAUAACUUGAUGACGGUUCCAAAGUCGUUGGAUAUGCCUCAUCUUCAGGUGCAAAACAACUUCACUGAUAUCACUCUCAAAAUGGGUGACGAAACACUACAUGCUCACAAAGUCAUUCUAGCUGCAAAUAGUCCAGUAUUUGAACACAUUUUGUUACAUAAUACAGGAAUAACCAAUCAUGUAUUAUCGAUUAAAGACAUUGAGGCGCCUGUCAUGUUAGAAAUAUUAAAAUAUAUGUAUACAGGACAACUUUCAGAAAUAUAUGACACGGACACCUUGGUGAAAAUCUUAUCUGCGACUAAAACCUAUGAAAUAACUGAUUUGAAAACUAUAUGUGCUAGUAGACUGGAAAAAGCACUCACGACGGAAUCAGUUGUCCCCGCUCUGAUUGCAGCUGAUAAUUGUGAUGAACCCCGGCUAGUGCAGAAGGCUUCAGAAUUUAUCGAGUUGAAUAAAGACAGCGUCAUGUCUCUCGAGAACUUCAAACUACUAUGCAAGGAGAAACCAGAAGUGCUGUUCAACAUUCUGAACCUAAAUAUCUAAGAAUAAUUCCUCAAAUCUUGAUCCACAUUUUUAUAUUUUGAUGUUCCAACAUAUGUUUAUAUUUUUAUACGUUCUAAAACAUUGAGAAGACGUUCUUCCAAUUAAUGUUCACGUUUUGUAAUUUGUAAAA
This is a messenger RNA of Fopius arisanus, 2079 nucleotides long. RefSeq names its product speckle-type POZ protein A. Gene Ontology annotation, cellular component: cytoplasm. The record is from RefSeq and is a predicted model, not a curated record. NCBI's taxonomy places the organism in Eukaryota, Metazoa, Arthropoda, Insecta, Hymenoptera, Braconidae. Gene Ontology annotation, biological process: regulation of proteolysis; proteasome-mediated ubiquitin-dependent protein catabolic process. Gene Ontology annotation, molecular function: ubiquitin protein ligase binding. Bases 375 to 1949 code for a protein of 524 amino acids. The transcript is spliced from 2 exons.